Molecule: messenger RNA, 1798 nt
Organism: Harmonia axyridis
Lineage: Eukaryota; Metazoa; Arthropoda; Insecta; Coleoptera; Coccinellidae
Exons: 7
Coding region: 530-1645 (371 amino acids)
Source: RefSeq, a predicted model, not a curated record
AUUCGUUGAAUUUUCACUAGCCAUAUUGUUAUGAUCAAUUGUACAACACUCCACUAAGUUAAAUAUAUCGUUAAUUUGGAAAUAUCACCUCAAUUUAGGCGAAAAAAUUCAAAGAAUUUCAAUGUAACUACGAGAAAUACAAGAUUUUUUGCCUAGAUGUACAUUUUCGAUCAAGUGAUUCGACAUCAAGAAAAUUGAAAUUUGUUCAUCACUUUCAAUUUGGUGCAUCACCCAAGGGCGUUCUAGGUCAUUGAUUAUUUGUCUCUUUUUCUGGCAAGAAUAGGCUAUUUGACAGAUUCAAUUAUUCGAAUUAUUCAUAAGCUCAUAAAAGUUGAUAUUUUCAAUUCGGAUAAAAAUUUCUGAAAAAACAAUAGCAAUCUAAUAAGAAGUAAAAUUUAAUAAUGCCGCCAAAAUGAAAUUUUACGCUAAGUUGCGUCAGCGACGUCACUUGGAAGUAUAAACAAUCAAGUGUCAUAUUAUACGUGAGCAGUUGUUUACAUUAUAAGUUCAAUAAGUUAAAUAUUAUCAAAUGAAGAGAAUGUACAAAUCGUGUUUAGUACCAGGAUGUACGAAUACCACCGUAAAAACACCAGAAAAGUUAUUUGUCAGUGUACCAAAAAGACCUGUAAUAAGAAAAGUAUGGUUGAAACUCGCUAGAAGAAAUCCGUAUAAAUUAGCAGAUGACUCUACCAUUUUUUUGUGUGAAGAUCAUUUUGAUAUGCAGAAAGAAAUGGCUAAUUACUAUCAGUACAAAAUGGGGUUAAGCAAGAAAGUUCUCAUGGUGAACGGAGUUGUCCCCUCUAAAUUUCCUUGGUUGGAAGAAGGCAAGAAAAUAAUGUGUGAUACCUUGAUUCCUAAAUCUACAACAGAUCCAGUCCUGUUUGAUUCCAAGAAAAUUGUUCAUUCCAGAAGCAAGGCAGUACAGACUAAAAUUAUGAAAAGAAAUAUUUUCUCUUCGAUAGAUAGGAAGGAGAAUACAAAUUCACUAGGAUUGCAAGAAAAAGAUGUCCUCUAUCAUAAGGAUCAUGAUAAUAUUGGUGAACCAAAAGUGAAAAUCGAAACUGAUGAGACAUUUUUUGAAAACCAAAAUACGAUGAGAUUCGAAGGAUGUUGGAUAGAAUCGUCUGGAAGCAGCACUGACACUGCUAGCCCAGUUAAUGAUCAAACAUUGGAUAUUUAUGAGGCUAAAGAGAAUUUUGAAACCAGUGAACUUGUAGAUAACAAGAAUUUUUUGGAAAUUGGUCCUGGACCCUCAGAAUCAUGUGAACAAAAUUUUAGUGUUCCGUUUAAUCUUGGAGCACCAGAAGUAAAAAUUGAAGUUGACGAAAGCAAUGAAUCGAUCGCACAAAUUCUAAGGCUUCCUUUUGUUCCAUGUACAGAUACAUUGGAAACUGAAGUCAAGACAGAACCUGGUUUGGGAGUAGAUGAAUCCAUGCCUGAAGUUAAUGAUGAAGGCCAAGAUUUUAAGAGAGAUGCUUGCAGUUCCUUUGGUGAAUAUGUGGCUACUGAACUUCGUUCUCUUCCAUUAGAAGAUAGGUUUCAAAUACAGCAAGAAAUACAGGAUUGUUUAUCUGCUGCAGUAGUUAGGCGUACCUCAAAGUUGGGAGCUUCUGAAUCGACAAAAGUUCAUAAUCUUCCAUCAUGACGAAGUCCAUCGAACUCCUAAGCUUUUCACCUGACAUUAUGGCGGAUACAGAGAGAAAGUCUUGAAUACUUGCAAAAUAUUUGCAUGAAUAAAUAAGUUUUUAUUAAUGUCUAUUGUACAGUUAUUUAUUUAUUAAUAAAUGAAAUUUUCAUA